AGUCGCAACUUACUUUCGACAUAGAAAUGAGGUACUCGACUGACACUACAGACUGCGGAAACAUCACCAAAGAGUAGAUUGUUGACUUCCUACGUCAUGGAUUUUUGGACUGUCUACAUCUGGACGUUCAAUCAAUAGAUUGAUGACUUUCGGUACAUGAAUCUGGCCAGAUUUAUUCUAUCGGGGGAGAAGCAGCCGCUCAGAAGGCGUCAUCAGAAGACGACGGUCAGGGCUUCUCUGAUGCGCCCCUCGUUUCGUAAUAUACGGAUGUAGAAGUGGAAAGUGUCGAGCUCACCGGAGGUGCCUUAAGAAUCGACGACAGUGUCAGCCUCAUCUCUUAAGCAACUAUGUGCUGCUCAUGAGCGGAGCGACCACUAUGAAAUCUGGAAGACGAUGCUAGAAGCAGUGCCGAUGAGAACAGGGGGAUCGCAGUGGCAACAGACUCGUUCUCAGCGAAAUGUCGAUGGAAACGAAGAGCGGCUCCAUCUGGCUAUCUCCGAUUCGUCGUCUUCGAGACGCGAUUAAAGGCUUCUGGAGUUCAGAUGAGAGUUUGAAGACAUCCGCUUCAAAUGACGUUCCAGAAGAAGAGAGUUCCAACGCACGUGCAACGGAGAAGGCAUUUAGUUCCGCCCCUCGCCUCAAUGACGAACUGUUUGUGCUGUACAAACCACCGGAUGGACUACCUUAUGACACGGAGAUAAUAUUCGUGCACGACCUAUAUACUGAAGGAUCUAAAGAAGCCUGGAGGACGACAUGGACCAACGACGAUGGCACAUGCUGGCCGAGAGAAUUCUUGGGAAAAAAGUUCCCAAGUUCUCGUAUAUUAUUGGUGUCUUAUGAUGCUUGUGUGAUUACGAAUAGUACCCAGGGCCGAAUGGAUUCCUUGUCCAUCGUUGCAGAAAAUAUGAUGGGAAAUUUUUUCCUUCAAAGUGGCAAUGUUGGGCAGACAAAAAACUGCCCAGUUUUGUUCGUCGGGCAUGGUCUGGGAUGCUUCGUCAUCAAGAAUCUGAUGAUCAAAGCGUGUGUAAGAUAUAUGUGUAACAAAGAGGAAAAGACGAAAUUGUUGAGGAACGUAGGGGGCUUUGUCUUCUAUUCUCCUUUCAACUCCGGAGUCCAAUGGGAUCUGUAUGCAGAUGAGUCUCGUCAAAGGAAUUCACUGACAGACUGCAUAAGACCACACAGUGCAGAACUUAGCCGACUCAAUGAAGCUUUUCGAAGCCUUCGACGCCGUAUGCAGGAGAUGCGAAAAUCAAGGGUGUUGUGGUCGGUUUUGACUAUCUGCGAGUCACAUGAAACAGCAUCAAGAACGCGUGGCCGCUCGCAAAGAUCAGGAACCUAUGUUUCAGAGGGAACGUCUAGAGUCGACUGUGAAACUUUCCACUUUGGAGUUGGUGACCAUUUUCAUGUUUGCAAACACCAGUCAACAGGAGACGUUGGAUAUCAAUUCUUAGAAAAUCGGCUGGAUUUUAUUUUGAAGAGUUAUAGAAAGUCUAGGAUCAACUCCAUCCCCAAAUUUGAUCCGACAAGUAUUGAAAACUAUUUGAGAACAAUUCCUUCCCUGGAGCUGUUCAGGGACCUUUCUCCUUGCAGAAUCCCUUCCUACAAUUACGGAUCUUACAAUUACGGGUCCUAUAAUUACGAAUCCUACAAUUCCCACAAUUCCCACAACUCCCACAAUUCCUACAAUUUCACAGUCCAUCAUGGAGGCUGGGAUGAGAUAUGACCCACAAGGAUAUCCAGUCGACUGGUCCCUGGAUUGCCAGCUGAAGAGAUAUUGAAAUUAGUCACAAGUCUCAGUGAUGAGCAUAUGUAUGAAAAAUACAGAAAUGUCCUCGACUUCUGCUGACCAGUUUCAACAUGGACACACCUCGUUUUGGGUGACACAGGACUGCUAUACAAGCAGCACACUCCUCCGAGAAGCACAGAGUGUGAACCUUUCUUGUCAUCCAAGAAGAAGCUAUGAAGGUUGAGGGCCAUUGCAGCUAUGCUUGUAAAGUUGCCAUUGCAGCUACGCUAGUAAAGUUGCACCAAAUCGUG
Molecule: messenger RNA, 2037 nt
Organism: Marchantia polymorpha subsp. ruderalis
Lineage: Eukaryota; Viridiplantae; Streptophyta; Marchantiopsida; Marchantiales; Marchantiaceae
Source: the annotation of a GenBank genome assembly